Varanus komodoensis (Komodo dragon) is the source of this 1467-nucleotide messenger RNA. It is a transcript of the gene SMIM29, whose product is annotated as small integral membrane protein 29. The record is from RefSeq and is a predicted model, not a curated record. The transcript is spliced from 6 exons. Bases 237 to 542 code for a protein of 101 amino acids. NCBI's taxonomy places the organism in Eukaryota, Metazoa, Chordata, Lepidosauria, Squamata, Varanidae.
UAGCCGGCGAUUGGCCGCGGCUCUUCCACUUUGAUGUGCGCUGCCUGUCACGCGCCUCGACCCUUCCUGGUGGUAGCGGGAGACGCGGGAGCAGCUGGGCGCAGGUUCGGGCCAGGGCGAUGAAUCUGCCGUGGGAGAGGUUGCUCUAGUCCCCGAGAGUGCCGAAGUGGGGUGGACUUCCCAAUGAAGACAGAAACUGCUUCUCUGGUCCACCUUGAGCAACAGUUUCCUAUGCCAUGAGUAAUACCACCAUGCCCACUUCUGCUGAGCCUGCUCAUGACUCCUUGGUGGCCUACAUUCUGGUGCCAUUUUUCCUUAUCACCAUUGUUGGAGUCAUCAUGGCUGUGAUGAUGUAUAUUCAGAAGAAAAGAAGGUAUGACCGGCUGCGGCACCACUUAUUACCGAUGUAUAGCUACGAUCCUGCGGAGGAGCUGCACGAGGCUGAGCAGGAGCUCCUGGUGGAGCCAGAGGAUGCAAAGGUGAUGCGAGGGUGGGGAGGAUACCAGCCGUACCGUGGUUCCUUUCUGGAUGUGAAAGCUUGAUGCUGCUCAGCUCAGACAGACAACAGGGUGUGGAGGGGUGACUUCACCUGCCUGGCAUGUGUGCCAACUUGAAACACUCCCAAAUGCCAUUCCCUUUGAACCUGAUGCCUUUCUUUCCCAUUCAGUACUAUGCCCUCCUGGAUUCUUCCUUUCCACUUUAAAACUGUGUUCUUCCAAUUUAACUGUCCAUGAAAGAAGGUGAGUGGUGCGUGUUCUGGUGCACAGUUGGAGUUUGUAUUUGGAUCUGUGAAUGCUUUUCCUUGGCAUGACUGAUAACAUCUCUCAUACUACUUCUAGUUUGCAUUUGAUAUAUUGGGGAGAUAUUGGAGCUUCUGACAUAACAGGUAAAAUGCAAUGACAUGGCUCUUGUACGACGAACUUACAGUUCUCACAAGGUUCAGCUUUAUAAAACUCUGAACUGAUCUCAGCUUCCUUUUGUGAAUAAUCAGCGUUUAAGCUGCAGCUGCCAUGGCAUUUCACUGCAUUUGCUAGCAGUCUCCGAUCCUAUGCACCUAUGCGGAUAAUGAGUGCAUUGCUUAGCUGUUGGGUACUUAUGACAUUCCCUUUGAUGGAUGCAGGGCAAAGGCAACGGAAGUGAAGCUGCGCAACAAAAUAUGUGGACAGUGUGGGGAAGAAGAGGGGGCACUGCAAUGUACUGUCUUUCACUUUACAUCUUGAAAUGUAUGUAAUGAACAAAUACUGAUCAGUACAGGAAUUGGAGUUUGCACUGCGAUAAACAGGUUCACUGGGAGGGUCAACAGGGGAUGUUUAGCAUGUCAGUCAGAAGGAGCCUUAAUGUAUUUUUGAGGAAUUGUUUCCUUUAGUGAAAUUUUUGAGUUCUGCAAGGUGGUUCUUUCUAUAAUGAUGACUUUUAUAUUUGGAAGCUCAUCUAUAUUUUGUAAAUAAAAUUAAUUCUGAACAAGAA